CAUCAUCCUGGGGGCCUCCGCCGUCUACGCCGUGGUGAACCUGGUGAUCUUCUACUCCGCCGCCUCCGCCUGGACGUGGCUAGCAUUCGUCUUCAGCUUGGUGGUCUACGGUACCAGCUACCGGUCCAUGAACUCCAUGGCAAAGCCAUCUUUCACAGAUGAUGGCAGCCUCGCCGACGGGGGAAUUGACCUGAAUAUGGAGCAGGGGAUGGCAGAGCACCUCAAGGAUGUGAUCCUGCUGACAGCUAUGGUCCAAGUGUUGAGCUGCUUCUCGCUCUACGUCUGGUACUUCUGGCUCUUGGCUCCUGGACGUGCUCUCUACCUCCUGUGGGUGAACAUCCUGGGGCCCUGGUUUACAGCUGACUCUUCGCCCGCCGGUCAGGAACCAAAUGAGAAGAAGCAACGCCGACAAGAACGCCGCCAGAUGAAGCGCUUCUAGCCCUGGCUGGGGAGAUAGAUUAAUGCUGUCUCUCAUCUCCAUGCUGUUAUUUCAUCAGGGAUGCAACCGAAACCAAUCCAAAACCAUCGCAGUAGCUAUGUUGCCCUCUGUCAUUGCUGCCAUUCCGCUAGAAAGGCCGCAAGAGACUUCCCUUGGUUGGUUCUUAGCACCAGUUGAGGCCUUGCUCCUUGGGAUGACAAGGGGGGUGAUGCUGGGAUGUGUGUAAAUACUUUUUUAAAGCAGCGCUGUAUUGCGUUCGAGGUUGGGGAUUGCAAGGUUGGCGGAAAUAGUACAUUAAAGAGCAGAGUCAAAUUGAC
This is a messenger RNA of Nipponia nippon (crested ibis), 756 nucleotides long. The record is from RefSeq and is a predicted model, not a curated record. Lineage: Eukaryota; Metazoa; Chordata; Aves; Pelecaniformes; Threskiornithidae.